AUGGAAACUUUGGAGGACGGUCCAUUAAAAGUUCAAAAGAUUCGAAUGUACCCAAACCAAGAGCAAAAAGAAAAAUUAUUGAGAUGGAUGGGGGAUGAAACAUUUAGCACACAAGUUAUUAACAAGAAUUUAAAUCCAGAAUGGAAUGCUUCAUUCGAUUAUAAAAUUGAUCCCAAAAAUCCUUGCAACGAACUUCGUUUUAUAUGUUGGGAUAAAGAUAUCUUUGGCAAUGAUUACAUGGGAGAAACUACCAUUAAUUUAUUAAAUUUUUGGGAAAGCAAUGAGAUUGGUUACUAUAAUGAAACCAAUAAGCCUCAACAAUUUCCAUUAGUCUCUGCUCGAAAAAGUGAAGAAGUUUCUGGUCAAAUUUUAAUUAAAAUUGGGCUUAUCGAUAAUCAAAACAAGUUUCUAGAUGAGCGAGAAUGGAAUUCUAUUUGGAGUCAAAUGAAUAACCUUCAUAUUAAAGAAGAUUCAACUAAUAUAGCUAAUAGUAAUGAUAUAGCUAGCAUUGAUAAUGCCAUGAAACAUCACAAGAAAAGCCCUAGCAUAGCUAAACUAAAUGAAGUUAUUGGAGUAAUUUUUCUUGAAGUAGUAAAAGCAAAAGACCUUCCUCCAGAAAAAGAUGUAACUAAAUUGGGAUUCGAUAUGGAUCCUUUUGUAGUGGUAUCAUUUUCCAAGAAAACAUUCCGAACACAAGUCAUUAGUCAUGAUUUAAAUCCUGUUUGGAAUGAAAAACUUCAUUUCCCAAUAUUAAAGAGUGAAGAAAAAUAUUCAAUAAAAUUUACUGUUUACGAUUGGGAUAAAUUUAGUGAUAACGAUCUAGUCGCUUCUAAAUAUUUAUCAGUUAAACCAUUAAUAGAUAAGGCUGAACAAAAAUAUGAGCAUAAAUACAAGCUUUUAGAUGCUAAUGAUGAAAUGAUUGAAGAAGCGCUUGAUCUUGAAGUUCAUAGCAAACGAAAGGAUCAACAAUCAAAACUUUAUGUGCGAAUCAAAUUUAUACCUUAUGAACAAUUAAGAACUCAAUUUUGGAUGGCCUUGGCAAAAAUUUAUGACACUGAUGAAAAUGGAGUAAUGAAUUUUCUUGAAAUUGAGACCAUGUUAAAUAGUAUAGGUUCUUCUUUGACUGUUGAAACAAUAUCAACAUUUUUCACUCGAUUUGGAAAAAAUCCACACAAAGAUGAAUUACAAUUUGAAGAGCUUGUUCAAUGUUUGGAAAAUCAUUUGAGGGAACAUAAAGAACACAAAAGUGCUAAUUAUGAUGGUGAAGAAGCUGAUGAUGAACAUUUAAUAUAUCUCAAAGAAUGUCCUAUUUGUCAUGGACCAGAUCUUUCUCAACUUUCAGAAACAGAUAUUGUUACUCACGUUGCAAUUUGUGCAAGUCAUGAUUUGGGUAAAGUUAGUAACAUUAUAACAGGGGAUUUUGUAACCGAAUCUCAAGCACAAAGGAAAUGGGUGACCAAAGUUAUCACCAAAGUUGGAUUUGGUGGUUAUAAAGUUGGUGGUAAUAAUGCAAAUAUCAUUGUACAAGAUCGUUUAACUGGUCAUUUAGUCGAAGAAAAAAUGGCUGCUUAUGUUCGAUUGGGUAUUCCCAAAAAUCUUUUACAAAAUCUCUCUGUAAAACAAGGCAAAAAAUUCGAUAAGCCAUCUUCCGCUGGAGAUAUUGUUCCUUUCAUUAAGUUUCAUAACUUAAAUAAAGAUGAAAUUUUGGAUCCAUUAGAUUCUUUUAAAAAUUUCAAUGAAUUCUUUUAUCGUAAAUUAAAACCAAGUGCCAGAUUAUGUGAUUCUCCUCAGGAUCCACAUGUUUUAGUUAGUCCAGCAGAUUGUCGAAUGAUGGCUUUCCCAACUAUUGAUUUCGCAACACAAAUCUGGAUUAAAGGUCAAAACUUUUCAGUUGCUAGAUUACUUGAUGAUGAGGAAGCUGCCAAGGACUUUGAAGGAGGUUCUUUAGGUAUUUUUAGGUUGGCACCACAAGAUUAUCACAGAUACCAUUUUCCAGUAGAAGGAGAAUUAAGUGAACCACAUGGAAUUAAAGGAGCAUUUUAUACUGUUAAUCCAAUGGCAAUUCGUUCAGAGCUUGAUGUUUACGGUGAAAACAAGCGAGUUGUAUCUUAUAUUAACUCUCCUCAGUUUGGAAAAGUUGCUUAUAUAUGCGUUGGCGCCAUGAUGGUUGGUUCUAUUGUUCUCACAAGUAAACCACAAAAUUAUAUAAGAAGACUAGAAGAACAUGGCUAUUUCGCUUUUGGUGGUAGCACAGUCGUACUUCUUUUCCAAAAGGGAAGAAUGUUAUGGGAUGAAGAUAUUUUAGCAAAUUCUACUACUUGUUUGGAAACUUUGGUUCGUGUUGGUAUGCACGUAGGAAAAUCCACAGUUCACCAUCAAUAA
Messenger RNA from Diversispora eburnea, 2382 nucleotides. Lineage: Eukaryota; Fungi; Glomeromycota; Glomeromycetes; Diversisporales; Diversisporaceae. The record is from the annotation of a GenBank genome assembly.